AUGUUAAUUUGGUUGAGAAAAUAAAAAAAAUCAGCUUAUGAAAUUUACGAAGAUUAUAAUGACUCUAUUUAUAUCGAUUGUUAGAAUGAAUUAAUCAUCUCACAAUUCUGGCCUCUGCUUGUGACAAUAAUGAAAAUCUAUUUGUUUUAUAGUGCUGUGUUGAUUAUUAUAAGUAAUAUUGAAGGUUUUGAAUCCUAUAAUAGUUAGACUAUUACACUUUAUACAUAUUUAUUAAUUUUGCUUCCUUUAGCUAUGAUAAUAUAUGAUAGAUGGAUAAUUUAAAAAUUAUCCAAAAAAAAGAAAGUAGUGCUUACACAAAUAAUCUUUGUUACAUUGGAAACAUUAUUGUAGCUUUAUUUGACUCAAUUAUUAAUGGAAUACGAAAGUUUGCAGAGAUUAAUUGGGAUCCUUUUAAUAUUUACAAUAAUGUUAAUUACGAUGGCAACAAUGAACAAUUUCAAAUUAAGAUUAAUCAUUCUAAUUAAAUUUUUUGUUUACUUAGGCUACAAAACAGAAUUCACUAUUUUUUCAUGUUUGUUCACUUACCAUAUCGUUUUUUUAAAUUUGCUGCUAGUCUAUUUUUGGGAUCAACAAAUAAUUAGAUUGAGUAAGAUAAAACAUUUUGCAGAGUAAUCUUUGAGAAGUAUACCAACAGCAGUUUGUAUAUUAAAUUCUGAUUGCCAGCAAGUCUUAUUUUCAAAUAGAUAUAUGAAGAAGUUAAUAGAAAAAUCUCAUACAAAAACAAGAACCUUUAUGACAAAAUCUGUGAAAUAAGACUAUAUAUUUGAGACUCAACCAUCAAUUAUGAAUAAUUAUGAAGAGAUAUUUCUUUUUUUUUCAUAAAUGUUUGCAAAUAUUGAUGAAGUUAAGAAUUAAUUACCACCAGAUUCUAGCAAGUUUAACCUUGACAAUUUGGAUGAUGAAUAACUAAAUUUAAACCAAAUUAUUCAAUAUAUCAUUAAGACUGAUAAAAAAACUCAAGGAAAAAUUUAUACCUUAAGAUGUUAAUUUAUCGAUCGUCCUGAAUAGGCUUAUGAUGAAUCUUAAAAAGUUGUUAUUGAAGUUAAGAUGAAAACUUUGUUAUAAUAUGAAGAUAAUAAACAUGCAACUUUAAUUAAUCUUUAUGAUAUAUCAACUAAUUUAAAGUCUAUUUAUUAUAAAAACUUGAAUUAAUUCAAAAGUAAAGUAAUUAGAUCAAUAUCUCACGAAUUAAGAACUAGAUUAAAUGCUAUUUAAGGGAUGAUCUAGAUGGUUCAAAAUUACAAUUAAAAAUUUGACAGAGAAGUAUAAAAAUACUUAAAGGCAGCUUUUAACAAUUGCAGAAUAUAAAAUUUUAUAAUUGGUUCAAUAAUAGAUUAUAAUCUGUUAAGGGAAAGAUAAUUGCCUGUCAAAUUAGACAAAGUGAGAAUUAAUGUUUUAAUUUAGGAAGUUAUAGAUUUAUUCAAAGAUGAAGCAGAACUAAAGAAUAUAAAAAUCAAAUAUGAGGAUAAGAUAUAAACAAAUAAUUAUGAAUUGUUGGAUUCUGAGAAAUUUUAAAGCAUAUUGAUUCACAUAAUAUCGAAUAGCAUAAGAUUUAGUAAAUCUGAUGGACUAAUAACAAUUAGAUUGUUAAAAGAUUAAAGUAACAACAAUAAUAAUAAUAAUUACCAAACAAAUAGUUAUAUUUAAAUACCAGAUAAUAAAGUAUAAAUCAAUAGGCAUUCAAAAUUAUAAAUUCCACAUUCUUAAUCUCCUUAAUAACAGAGAAUGAGCGGAAGUGAAAUUUGUCAUGAUUCCUCUAAUAAUAAUAAAUAACGUCGAACCUAUAGCAAAUACAAGAUGGCCAGUUAAUUUUCAUCAAUAGGAAAUUUGUCUACAAACUUAGCCGAUGUAUAUAUGAUUGAGGUGAAAGACAAUGGUUUAGGGAUGGCAAGUGAAAGAUUAGAUUAUAUUCGAUCUUUAUUAAAUGGGGAAGACUUUUAAAGUGAAAGAAAUUCAAAUGAUGCAUCUUCUGGGAUAAUGUUAGGUUUAAGAGCAUCAAAUUAAUUAAUAAAAAAUGUUUCAGGGAAAGAUGACAAUGUAAAUUACAUUUCUAUCGAUUCAGAUAUUGAUAAGGGAACAAUAGUUUAAAUGCAUAUAAAAAUAAGAUUAAUAUCAGGCGAAAAUUUCUCAAGUGAUUUGAUACUCAAAGAAUCAAGUGUAGAAAAUGAAGGGAUUGUUCAUUAAUAUCACAAUUUCAAUUAAAAACUGAGUCCUUGGUCAACAGUCACUUAAAUACACACAAAGAAUUUGUGCUAAUGUGAAAACACUUUUAUGAUAGUUGAUGAUGAACCUUAUAAUUUAGUAGUUUUGGAAUCAUUGCUAAAGAAAUUACAACACUCUGUAGUAAAAGCAGAAAAUGGUAAACAUUGUAUCCAAUUAUUAGAAAAAAUGCUUGAAUAAUUUUAAGAACAUAAAUGUAAAGGGUAUAAAGGUAUAAUCAUGGAUUAUUAAAUGCCAAUUAUGAACGGUGAAGAAGCUACAAAAUAUAUCACAUAAAUUUGUAAAGAUAAAAACAUUCCCCCAAUUCCAAUAUUCGGACUUACUGGAUUCUCAGGUGAAGAUGAAAUAAAUAGAUUAUUGGAAUCAGGAAUGAGAGAAGUAUACAUUAAGCCAAUAACAAUAAGAACUCUUGAAGAUCUCAUUAGUAAUAUAAGUCGAAGUGAAUAUCGGUCUUUAGAUUAUGUUUCAAAUAUAUCUUAGUAAUUUCAAUUCAUAGAUAUUGAAUAUGCAGAAGAGGAUAAAUUAGUUUUAGAUUAAUCAGCUCAUUGA
Paramecium sonneborni is the source of this 2790-nucleotide messenger RNA. NCBI's taxonomy places the organism in Eukaryota, Ciliophora, Oligohymenophorea, Peniculida, Parameciidae. The record is from the annotation of a GenBank genome assembly.